AAAAGCGACAGAGGGGAGAGAGAAAAAAAGAGAACUCAGCGAGCCUCGUCAGCCGCUCACACUGAUCGGCAAGCAGUAGAUGUAGAGAAAAUAUUGAAAGGCUGCGAGAGAGGAUAAAGAAAGAAAAACGACAAAAAGGUGGCUCUUUUGAUUAUUCUGCCAAGCGCGUAGGCACACGCCGUCACACAAAGGGGGGAUUUGAAGGAGGGGUGGCUAAGCGGUGGAACUCACUCGUUCUUGAUCAGAAGGCGAAGCUCACAGCCAGCAGAAGCACACAGCGAAUAAUUUCCGCUUGGAGAGCCGACUUGAGUUUUUAUUCAGAAGACUGAGCAAACCACACCACGAUCUUUAGGGUCUUUGUGGAUUGGAGAGGUCUUUGUGGGUUGUAUGUUACAUGUCACGAGAGCGCAAGCAGGUUGUAUGGAUAUACAUCCAUCUGGUCAUCUCAGGAAUUUGUGGAUUAUUUCAUAGCUACGACGACGAGAUAUAUAGAAGACCAUCUUCAGGAAAUCACUUCAUUUUCCGAACUUAAUGUUUUGAUUGACCAAUAAAUUAUAUCUAGAUGAAGGGAGCAACGUUUUAAAGAAGCCUGACAGAUGAGUCUUACGAUUUAACUUGAAAUACUUUUCAUCUGAUAUUCGACUGCACUCUGGAUUGUUCAGGUUUCUUGAAGUUUUGUUCGUCACUUGGAGAAUUAACCGAUCAUCAAUUAUCGUUCAUUGAUCGUUUUUACUAAAAGUGGUUAACAGUAAAUUUGUGGAUUGUCAGAUUACCAUGGCAACCUACGAAAGACAUCUGAGUAGCAGGAGACUCAGGAAUGCUUUCAGUUCUACCAGUAACCAUGGCAACCUAACUAAGGAGAUACAAACCAAAUGUGAAUCAAGACGAACGUCAGGACGAAACAACAGAAAGGCAAAGUCUUUGAGAGCGCAUCAUCACCAUCAGACAGCCACGCCCAUUGGAGCUGAUACCAGUCAGCCUGGUAAGAUGGAACGGAUCGACCGAAGUCUCAAGGAACUUGCCCAACUUCUUGGCUUACAGGUGAGUCUAAAAAAAUAUUAUACCAAGAACACUCCAGACCUUCCAGCACACAGUGGGACGCCUAUGCUAUUUACAUAGCGAUUUCCAAUCACAGAAAAGGAUGUAUGUGCUUGUGCCGUGGUUGUGAAUGUGAUUUUUUCCACUUAUGAAGCCGGAACGUCGAUCUUAUUUUGACGAUUUAUUUCAUCAAGAUAUUAAUGGCAACAAUACUUGCUAUUCAAACUUGCUCAAUAAGUUUGUCAUUAUUAUUCUUUUGCUUAUGACAUAUUCUUAGAAAUACCCCCCCCCCCCCGCGCCCUGACAAGCCACUGUGUAAUAAUUCUCUGCUCUUCUAUUCAGUUAAGUUAUUUGUUCAUUUCUAUGCUUGCUAGUUGCUAUUCAAUCUUUGAACACAAUCCAGCGGCUGGGGAGAGCGAUAAGUUAUGGCAUACAAAUUCAAGUCAUUUUUCACGGUGCCCCGAAGAAUUCAUAAUGGAUGGGAGUUUUGUCUGCCUGGCACGCACCGGGGACGGCUAUAUGACCAUAUAAGGAUCGCAACCUGUUAAAAGCGCGCGUUUGGCUCGUGGGUUACCCCCCUGUAUGCACCCAAUAAUACACAUGUAUACCCAGAACGCUGUAAAAUGCGCGGGUCAAAUUUAUGGUGUUUUUCAUACCCGCAAAAUGCAUGAAAUCCCCGCCUGAUCGGUAGAGAUAAGGAGGUUCUGGGAUUGAGGUGAAGGAAGAAAAUAAACGAGAUGAGAUGUGACAUGUCAUGCAAAGCAUGGACCAAAGCGAUCGUGCUUCAUGGUUGUUAUGUAGUCUGCCGUGCAAACCCUUCAGUUUCACUCGAGUUAAGGGUCUGAAUGUGCAGCCUAGAGUACUGAAGGCCCUCUCGUCUGCAUUGAUAAAGCCAGUUUUAUAUGUGCUAGUCUUUGCGUGGAGACCCACUUGUUGAUCAAAUUUUCAAUCAGGGCUUGUGCCUGUAGACUAGCUGUUAUGCUACCCUCGAAUAGCCCGAACGGUGAAAACCUUUCUAGAAAGAGUAAUAUGGGCAUUCAUUUUAAUAUUCCGUUCUCGUAGAGUCUUGGUAGCCAAGAAUGAUCGGGGUUUUUUUGUGUGUGUGUGUUUUUUGUAGAGGCAGGUACAUUAUCAACAAUAAUAUUCUUGAGCAACCACCAUUUAGUGACAAAUCAAAAGAAGCAUGUCUGAUCAAACACUAUGUCUUCUACAAUGUUCUAUAUUGUAAUGUGUGAGUGCAGGGAAAUUGAUAAUUCGUCACCAGUCCUCAGGGCUGCUGAGGAGUUAUAAACGGACGUUGAUCACUUUGCAAUAGUAGCGAUUUCUAUAGCACCCUAAUGAUGUACAUCUAAGUUGUGAUUGAUAAAAUGCCUUGAGCGCGACGCGGGAGAUAGGUAUAUUCAAACUGAAAUCAGUUAUCUCUUCUUGAAAAAAAAAGAGGCCUAGGAUAACUCAGAAUAUUGUAGAAAGCGUCUGCGCACUCAGUCCCUUACCCGGGACCUGUUUCAUAAAGACUUGCAGCUAUGGUACCGGUACCAUGGUAACUGGGCUGAUCAGCCAAUCACAGUCAAGGUUUCCAUUGUGGUUAGCAUAAGUCUUUUUGAAACUGGUCCAUGAUGAUUGCAGGGCUGUGCUAUGUAACAAACUCUGGUCAAUUAUCUGAUAUUCACCUCUACUUGUAGAUGAUGGAUAAAAAGAGAAAAAUCCGUUAAGAUAUGCCGACUGAACAGUCUAAACGCAGCUCUAAAAUUAAACGAAACCUAACUUUCAACCAAUCGUGAAUCGGUAUAGCGCGCAUUUGGAACAUAACUGAAAUGGCACUGUAACGGGUCGAAAAUGUACCCAUUAUUGACUCCAAGACAUUCGUCAUAUUUGUGUAGAAAUCAUGCUUUUGACCAAGUUAAAUCCUUAUAAGUUUCAACAGCUGAUCAUAUCAUCGUGCACCCUUCCUUGAAAAAUCAUCAUUCUUCCCCUACCCCCUUUUCCACCCCCCCCUGUUUCCCUUAUACAAGCAUUGUUUUAUCCAAUACUAAAGUUGGAUUUAAUCUAAUCAAUUAAACACCACAUAAUUAAUACCCUUAGACCUAUUCCACCAGUAAGUAAUAACCAGCUAAAGAUCAAUAGCUCACGUAUCAAAGCUCAGCUUGUGGACAUCGCCCUGAUAAAACUCGAUAAAAAAACCUGUCGUAAUCAACGUCACAUGAAGCAAUGUGGUGGAUGUGUCUUUCUGUCCUGUCAGAAAAGUAAACGUAACGUAUAUAUCUCAACUCAGUAGUAUCAAUAGUGGCAAAGGAUGUUUGCAUGCUGAUAAAAGAGGAAGAAAUAAAACUUUAAGAGCUCGCGAUGUCACUUCUCUUAACCAAUGAGCAUGACUCCUUGCUUAAAGUUUAACCCUUGACAUGCUGUUAUGCAAUCUCACAAAGAAUAGUUUUGUUGUUGUUGUUGGUGUAUAUGAAUUGAAUUUGAAUUUAUUAAUAAACUUUAUUCACUUGACAUGGACAUUUGGUGUAUGUAAACCAGCUUACAGGAAAUCUGUCUGAUGGCCGUCAAGUUGAUGGAUUUAAUUUGAUUGAUGACGGUGUCUCCCCCACCAGAGACAAAUUGAAAUUACAAGUAUCAUACUAUAUUACUAUUAUCACUUUCAAUAACGCAACCAUCUUUACCAUUGUCAUCGCUGACGCCAUCAUCAAUGCCAGUUUACUAUCUUUGUCACAACCAUAAUACUACAACCAGUGCCAUCAACACCAGGAUCAGUACUCAGGAACUCCUCGCAAUACCUAAACCAUGGAGACAGGCCCCAUCCCCAAACCAUCUCCACUACCACCACAACAGAAGGAGUGAGAAUCGCCACCAUCAGGUCAAAAUCAAACCUAUAUCAGUCAACACCAAAGACGCAUUAUCCAGUUCUCCACUCACAUUAUAACAUCAUCAUCAUCAUCUAAUAACGAAAUUGGCAGUAAACGUCGCUAUUUCUAUCAUCACCACCACCACUACCACCCGUCCACCACCACCUCCACUACCACCCGUCCACCACCACCUCUACCAUUCCACCAUCAUUGUUAUCAUCGUCACCUUCACCGUCAUCGUCAAUAUUACCAUCUUAACCACCAUCAUCAUCAUCAUCACAACCCCCACUACCAUCACGUGAUC
Molecule: messenger RNA, 4188 nt
Organism: Lytechinus pictus (painted urchin)
Lineage: Eukaryota; Metazoa; Echinodermata; Echinoidea; Temnopleuroida; Toxopneustidae
Exons: 3
Coding region: 775-1119 (114 amino acids)
Source: RefSeq, a predicted model, not a curated record